This is a messenger RNA of Cylicocyclus nassatus, 1564 nucleotides long. The record is from the annotation of a GenBank genome assembly. Lineage: Eukaryota; Metazoa; Nematoda; Chromadorea; Rhabditida; Strongylidae.
UUUCAGAAACAUGCCGAAAGAUAAGAAGAAAGACGAGCUCAAUACCGAAAUAGAACAUGUUGACAGGAACAUAGCUUCUCUCAGUGCUAUUCCUAGAUUAUUUGAAAUGACAUACAUAACAAGGCUGACUUUGAGUCAUAACAGAUUAACUUUAAUCCCUCCAAAUAUUGCGGAUCUUGAGAACCUUCAGGUGCUCACGCUUUGGAACAACCAGAUUGAAGAACUGCCCUCCUCAAUCUCGAGCCUUUCAAAGCUGCGUAUACUCAAUGUGGGCAUGAAUCGCCUGUCGGUAUUACCGCGUGGCUUUGGUUCGUUCAAAUCGCUAGAAAUCCUCGACCUGACCUACAACAACCUGAACGAAAGAAGUCUUCCGGGAAACUUCUUCUUUAUUGAUACUUUGCGAGCGUUGUACCUGGGAGACAAUGAUUUUGAGCUGCUUCCUGGAGAUGUGAUGAAUCUGCGAAACUUGCAGAUACUAGUUCUGCGCGACAACGAUCUCUUGGCAAUUCCGCGAGAAAUUGGGCACCUCACCAACUUGAAAGAGCUACACGUCCAGGGAAAUCGGCUCACUAUUUUGCCACCUGAAUUGGGACAGCUGGAUUUGAUUGGCAACAAACAAGUGUUGCGACUUGAGCACAACCCAUGGGUUCCAAAUAUUCAGGAGCAGUUCGAUGCAAGAGGCGCUCAAGGCGUCAUGGACUUCAUACGUAGCGAUCAGUAUAAAUACUUUUACGGGCGACAGGAGGUCACAACUGGACCAGUGCCUCCAAAACGAAAUAAGGAUAAGAAGCUGUCCAGAAGAACACAUCAGUCUCAGUGUGGUUCGUAGGGAGGCGAGCGCGUGAUUGUGGUUGGUCUACUUGCGAAGCAAUAUCAUUUUCGCAAUUUGCCCGCGCGUGGUUAGUCUUAGUCAAAAAUAUAUUACAGCUGAUUGACUUGGCACGUCCUGCACACCUUCCUCGGAAGGCUGACAGUUCUUCAUGGGCUGUGCAGUGCCUCACCUAGAGAGUUUUGUAUGAAUGCUCUCGUUUUCAGCCUUCAAGUGGGAGAAAUGUUUGAAAUUUUUUGCUUUUCAGGCGUAGUCAUCAGUAAAGUUGAGUAGAUUUUCCGCCUAACAUAUGUGCUUGCACUAGGUGAAAUGCGGUGAAAAUUGCGCGUGAAGAAUUAGCAAUGCCUGACGCCUCCCAAUUGCUCGCGUAGAAUGCCGGCAUUCCUGACAAGCUAAUCGUUUACGCGCAAAUUUUACCACAGUUCAUUUACAGUGCCCGCACACUACAUUGAGCGGGAUAUCUACUCCACUGUACUUGGCUAACUUUUUUGGAUACACGAGUAUCAGAAAGAGAGCUGAAUGAUUCGUCAAAUCACUCCAGCAGAUGCGUGCUGAGUCAAAAAUUCUCUCGAUGUGUGGCCACACACAUCAGAAAGAUCCGCUUGACUAGAUCAGCCACGCGCGGGCAAAACCAUAGUCACGCGCUGAAAGUGUAAUGCAUGUAUUUAUGUAAUGGUGGUUAGCAUUUGAAUCGCCUUGUAUUGUUAAUUAACUGCCAAGUUGCAUGAAACUAAG